AAACAAAAACAUUCGCUAAAAUAUCAUUGUUUUGUAAUUAUUGCUAUUAACUCAACAUUUGCAUUAACACCUUUAGGUUAUUAUAUUUUAUAGUUGAUGAAAAUAUUUUCAUUUUGGCAUACAACGUAGAUUUUUCUAAAAUACACUCCUUUAAUUGAAAAGUAAAAAUUCUUACAGUGUUUUAAGGAACAUUUGGAAAUCGAGCUGAAAUCUUUUGAAUUAAACGCGUUGUGGCUGUGGUAGAACAUAUUUAUGAAAAUGGUGGAAUUAUCUGAUGCAAUCUUCCAAGAAAAAUCCGUUUUAAAAUCAGAUUCUAAUGCUAAUGAUCUUACCAGUGGUAUUUAUGAAGGGGUGGCUCAAGGCCCUAUUGUUAUUGAAAAUUCUAAAUCUAAAAAUUUUCAUAUAAAAGAAUCCCGUGAAACUAACUUUAAUUUGAUUGCAUCUUCGUAUGCUAAAUUUGAAAACUGUAAUUUUUCUAAUCAUGUCAUAAAUCACUCAAAUACACUUCCUCAACUUUUGUGUUCUGGUUCCUCUACUGAAAAUAAAUAUUUAGAAGAAACUGAGACACCAUUACAGCGUGUAGCACGUUUAAAAAAAGAAGUUUUUGAUACGUUAAAUUUUACGAAUCAAUUAGUCAAGCAAUGUACAAAUAACAUAACGCCCUGUCAAACAACUGAGUCGACUAUGAAAAAUCAAGAAUCUUCAGUGGAGACUAUGAAUGAAACCAUGCAAAACUCUUUAGAAAUGUUAAAAGAACUUAAUCAAAUGCGCUAUCAACUUGAAUGCCUUAGUUACGAGCCAUUCACAAAAGGUUUUCCUGCCUUUUCGGAACAAAAGAUGGCAAGCAAAGAAAAAUCAUGCAAUGUAGACAUUUUGAAUCAAAUGGCUGAGUUUUUACCCUCAAAUGAAGAGGACGAUAAACUCAUCCUUUCAUCUUCCAAUUUACAGCUUGUUAAUUCAAGUUUAACCGAAAUUUACGAUAGGUUGAAUAAACUGAAGAACCCUAAUACACUAAAAAAUGAGCCCAUUGAAGAAAAUAUUAACGAAUCAACGUCAUCUUUUACCUAUGAGUUUUACACAGUACCAGAGAGUGCCUCGGAAGUAAAAAUGGUUGAUGUUUUAGAAUUGGAGCGGCGUGUUUCUAAUUUAGAGUCUUCCUUAGGUAUUGACGAAAACUCGCAUUUGUCAUUGCCGUACACCAAUAUUGCAUCAGCGAUUAAAGAUAUUUUUACAUCUAUUUCAAUGAUGUAUCCUGAUAAGAUGGAAAGAACUAUAGAGUAUAUUAAGACGCUUAACGUUCAGCUAGAUGAUUUUGUUAGGACAAACAAGCGAAUAAAUUUUCAGUUAGAAAACUCAUCACAAGAUAAUGAUCAGUUCAAUCUACCACAUGACCGCAUUAACAAACUUUAUUCAUUUUGGAGCUUAUCACGCCCUGUCGUCUCAACUCUUCCUUCUAUUGUAAGUCGACUACAAGACCUUCAAUCGAUUCACCAGAGUGCUGCAUCUAUCAUGAAACGUGUUUCGGACUUGGAAGAAGAAUACUCUUUGGUCAAUCAAACAUUGUCGACCGUGGAAGACGAGUUGACAGAAUUGCGUCAAUCUGUUUUAACAACGAUUUCGUGGGCAAAAGAUAUUGUACAAAAACUUGAGAAAAAAGUAUUUGUUGACACUAAUACGGAAAGCACUAGUAAUCUACCGAAUUCCUUUGAACCCUGAAAUUCUAAGAAGUUAUUUAGUUUUUUUUUUUUCUGGUCCUUUGUUUCGUAUUUCUUAUGCAAAAAAAACUACAUUGAUUUAACUUUUUCUGUUUAUUGUAGCGUAAGAUUUUUUAGUUCUUAUCGUCAAAAAAAGCACAAAAUUAUAAAGUGAAAUGUGUGUUUUUAUCAA
Messenger RNA from Hylaeus volcanicus, 1887 nucleotides. RefSeq names its product dynactin subunit 2-like. Bases 253 to 1716 code for a protein of 487 amino acids. The transcript is spliced from 5 exons. Gene Ontology annotation, cellular component: cytoplasm; dynactin complex. Gene Ontology annotation, biological process: mitotic spindle organization. The record is from RefSeq and is a predicted model, not a curated record. NCBI's taxonomy places the organism in Eukaryota, Metazoa, Arthropoda, Insecta, Hymenoptera, Colletidae.